UACACCUACAUGCAAAAUAUUUGGAGGAAAUACCUGCAUUUUUUUUAUUGUGAGUGAAGCUUCACAUGCAGGCUAUACUUUGCAUGUACAACUGUAUAUACACCUAUCACUUUAACUAUAUUAUUGUCCAGACUUUUUGUCAGGAGUGAAUAUUCAUUACUUAAUCAGUCAUCAAGCUUGUUGUGACUGAACCUGUACAACUAGUGAUGCAUUUCAUACUCUACAAGAAGCAGCUGCCAGAAAUGAUAUGGUAUAUAUAACAUUAUCUGUACAUCUCAUAAAUGUGUAAUGGCUAAAGGUAUGUGUAGUACUGUAUGUGCAUAGCAUUUUCACUAAGUACCCUUUAAAUAGUUGAAAAGCCCCCAGGUGGUAGACUGACUACUCUUGCAUCCAUUCACUAAGGAUAACUAUCUAAUAAUUGAUGAGGAACGCCAUGGUAUUUCACUGCUUAUCGCCUCAUUGGCUACCAUCAAUAUGUCUGGAGGCAGUUGGUGAAUUAUUGAGGGUUAAUGUCCUGUCCGUUUCAUUUCAAAACACCAUCUUAACAUCUAAGGUGUCCCAUGGUAAUGGUAACCAUUUUUGGCCCCAGAAAUACAGGGUUGUAAAAGAAAAAUAACGAAUAAGGAAUAUGACCUUGUAUUUUAGAAGGUUUUACUUGCAAUGUUUGAAAACAAAAAUCAGUUUGAAAACGAUGUCAUUUUGCUAGUAUUCUAGCAUUUGUUCACAGUGACAGUCGUAUUAGAAACAGAAGGUGCGGUGUCUCUUCCAGGGAACCGAUCUACCAAAUAUUUCCAAAUCAAUCUUUUCUUUCUUUAUUUUGAGUUAUUAUUUGGUGGCUGGUUAUGUUGAGUGCGGCUGGUUUAUCUUUGAAGUAGUAGUACUACUCAUCUUUUAGGCCUUGACAUUCACAGUCAGCACCCGCACUCUCAUAUCACAUCUUGACCUUGUCCUCUAUAUUCAAGUGUGCUUAUGCCACUGCAUUAUCUAUUAUGUUGCCUAUGCCAUGGCCGUGCUCCAUAUGUACAUAUGCAUGUCCUCUAGUCCGUCACGUCCUGUUUGUCUGCUGUCAUCUCUCAGGAGACCAGGCCCCGGCGCCACUGCGCGGGAGAGAGGACUGUAGAGUUGUCCUCUUUAGGAAGUGACCUUUACGAAGCGUGCGGUGGCGGAUGUUGUUGUGAUGCGGCAGCUGACACACACCUCCAUCUUCCUGCCGCAGCCCCCCGCGGCCCCUCUCUCCUGCUUGCCGAAAGCCAGCUUUUGUCACUCUCAGUUCGCGCAUCGCAUCAGUCUAUGAUUUAUUAAUAUGUCAGCAGUAUAGGGAUUAGGAUGUCUCCCUCUCCGCCUUUCCUUUUGUUUUUGUUCUGUUUUUGUAUUUCUGAAGUAUUGUUCCCUUUAGAAAAUGAUGUGUUCGUCUUAGUUUUUAAAAAUGUUAUGCUUGCCGUGGUUUAUUUUUUUUGUGGUAAAAUUACCAUUCACUGUCAUACAUACGAAACAAAGAUAUUAUAUGUCUAAUUGCUUGACAUGAAUGUAUUAUAUGCAUCAGUGGAAAAGAACAUCUUAUCCCCCAGCUGAUCUGACCCCUGCAAUCUGUAAGGCAUUCGUAAGGUCCAGAUACGUCCCCUGUGAGUCUGUGGAGACCAUCUCACCGCUGGCUCACCUCACCGCCUGGGGUGUGACUCUGGUGUUCUCUCCCCGAUGACCCCCGUGUGGUGUCCACUCUGAUCCAGGGUAAGAGAGAGAGAGAGAGAGAGUGAAAGAGAGAGAGAGCAAGAGAGAGAGAGAGCAAGAGAGAGAGAGAGAGCAAGAGAGAGAGAGCAAGAUAGUGCCCCGGCGAAUUCCCCCAUGUCCUACACUCGUCCUCAGCUUGCCUGCUGCCAGCUUACAACCCCCCCAGCUCCAGGUCCAGCUACCAGCACCCGUUCCCCAGAUCGAUGUUUCCUUGCAGCCCUGUCCCAGCUCAGGUAGGGGGCGCGUGGAGUGAUGUUUUUUUUUUUUUUUUCUGAAUGGGAGGGGGUCGAUGGCCCCUCGUGACCCUCUCAUCACUUGCCUUCUCCCCACAGUGCAGGUAGAAGCAAGGCCUGCUGGGAAACAAUCAACACAUUUACCUCGGAUCCUAACAAUUCCAGGGAGGUCGAUACUCCAUGCCGAUGUGUCGGGAAUGGCAGAGAGGGCUGGGAUCCGCAGGCGUCCACAGGAGCCAAUGAUUACUGGGCAGUUGAGCAAGCCGCUGCUCUCCCUGCGCGGCGACAUGGACGCCUCCGAGCUCCACGCGGACGACAAGCCGGGCAGCCCCGACAGCGACCUGACCGACGAGCCCCUGCUCCUGUCCGCUGACAACGACGCAGACGAGAAGCUCUACGGUGUCCGCGGGGGCUCUGCCCUGUCUGAUGCCAGCAGCAGUCCCUCUGAGCAGAGUCAGCUGGGCCAGACUCACCCAGCCUAUCCCCUUGGACCACAGAGUCUCCUGGUGGCCCAGCAGCUGGCGUCUGCCGUGAGCGGGGUGAUGUCCGGGGGCGCGCCGGGCCUCAACCAGCCUAUCCUCAUCCCCUUCAACGCGGGCGGGCACCUGGGCGGGCAGCAGGGCCUGGUCCUCUCCCUGCCCACCGCCAACAUCCAGGGGCUGGUGGCCGCGGCCGCGGCCGGAGGCCUCAUGACCCUGCCCUUACAGAAUCUGCAAGCUACCUCUUCCCUGAGCUCACAGCUCCAGCACCUGCAGCAGCUUCAGCAGCUUCAGCAGCAUCACCACCAGCAGCAGCAGCAACACCUUCAACAACAACAACAACAGCAACAACAGCAACAGCAGCAGCAACAGCAACAGCAGCAGUCACAGCACUGCACCCAGUCCCACCUCCAGGGAGCCAAUCACAUGGCGCCUCACCACCCGCUGAGCCCUGCCAGCCAACAGCAGUCCUCCUCUGGCUCCAUCUCCUCGGCUUCCUCCAAUCACAGCUCGGCACAGGCCCCACAGUCUCCGCCCCACAGGCAACAAAACCAGUCGCCAGCGCGCAGCCUGCCCUCCCCGGUGACCCCUCCCAUGCCACUUACGGUGAGCCCACGACUUUAUCUGUAUGUCUCCCGUAUAGGUAGUACAGUAUGGCGUUUUCUAACCCAGUUCUCCGUUGUUCUCCCACAGCUCAACCCUCUGGCCAGCCAGGCGGCUGUGGCAGCAGCAGCGGCUAUGAGCUCCAUUGCUGGGUCCCAGGUGUUUGGGAACGCGCUCUCCAGCCUGCAGGGCGUCACGGGCCAGCUGGUCACCAAUGCCCAAGGACAGAUAAUUGGAACAAUCCCAUUGAUGCCUAACUCGGCAGGAACUGCUAACCAAUCAGGGGGAGGGAAUCCUGCUCUACAGGUCCAGCCAAUCACACCUCAGCUGCUGACCAAUGCCCAAGGCCAGAUCAUCGCCACGGUGAUCGGCAACCAGAUCCUGCCAGUCAUCAACACCCAGGGAAUCACGCUGUCUCCAAUCAAGCCUGGACAGCAGCUGCCUCAGGCCCAGUCGGCUCAGUCGGGGCCUCCAUCCUCCCAGGCCAACCUGCUGCGUCUCCCUCACAGCCAGAGCCCCCUCCGCCAGGCCUCUUCAUCCUCCUCCACCUCCUCCUCCUCCUCCUCCCUCAGCGUGGGACAGCUGGUCAGCAACCCCCAAACUGCCCCCAGCGAGGUGGAUGGUGUCAACCUGGAGGAGAUCCGGGAAUUUGCCAAAGCGUUCAAGAUCCGCCGAUUGUCUCUGGGGCUGACUCAAACUCAGGUGGGCCAGGCCCUCAGCGCCACAGAGGGACCUGCCUACAGCCAGUCUGCCAUCUGCAGCUGGACCGGGAAGCCCCACCAGGUAACAGAGACGGGCAGGAUGGCUCUGGCUGAGGCAGGGCACCGGAGUAAGAUUCUUCUCUCUCAAUUCUCCCCUAGACACACCAUCCUGAGAGGCCACUUUUACCUACCACAGGAAGCCCAAGAGAACACUAUAGCUAGCAGUUUGACAGGCAAACUGAACCCUGGCCUUUUAUAUCCUGCCAGGUUUGAGAAGUUGGACAUCACUCCAAAAAGCGCCCAGAAGAUUAAGCCCGUUCUGGAGCGCUGGAUGGCCGAGGCCGAGGCCCGGCACCGAUCCGGCAUGCAGAACCUGACCGAGUUUAUCGGCAGCGAGCCGUCAAAAAAGCGCAAGCGGCGGACCUCGUUCACCCCUCAGGCCCUGGAGAUCCUCAACAGCCACUUCGAGAAAAACACGCACCCGUCCGGCCAGGAGAUGACGGAAAUCGCUGAGAAACUGAACUAUGACCGCGAGGUGGUCCGCGUCUGGUUCUGCAACAAGAGGCAAGCGCUGAAGAACACAAUAAAGAGGCUGAAGCCCGAGAUCGGCCCAGGAGCUCCCAUGGACCCUCUGGGAGAUUCCUUGGAGGAGCACCCCUAACUGAACGCACCAAAACAAGACGGGCAAUUGGCAUAAAACUUUAACAUGCUCACCACAAAGGGACAACCCACCCCCUAAACAAGCAAACACUGGGGGCAAAGAGAAAGGACAAAGCCCUCUGGAUGUUUGCCUACUUUUGGUACCAUCUGUAUGGAUUGUAAACAAAGGUGUCUGAGCAGAAAUACAUAUUGUCAGUGUAGUCACCACAGCUAUAUAAAAGGACCUUAGCGAAAAACCAAAAACGAUCUUGUAUCUGCAGCAAUGUUCAGUGUUCAUGAGAGGACAGGGGGUUGAUGACAUUUGAGAAAUUAGGGAGGCUUUAGUUCAUAGGUCACAGUGGAGUCAUGGACAACAACAACAAAACUAACUACUUACCAAAGUCUGUUGCAUCUGGAUACAGAGAUUUUUUCUAGUGUAAAUGUGUUCUAAAUUUUUACCUUUGUAUGCCGUCAAAAAAUCUAAGAUAUAUGUGUGGGGUUGGGUAAAACAUUUUAUCUUUGUCUCACUUUACCACUUGGGUUUAUAUGUAAAUAUCUAUGAUAAUCUGUCUUCAAUUCAAAAUCACAAAAAAAAAAAAAAAUCUAAAUUGUCUUUGAAUCUUUCUUUUUUUUGUCUUGAAAAUCCAUUUCUGCUAUCUGCCAUUAUUAGCUUGUUCUUUUUGUUUUCUCCAAAGCUGUUGUACUGUCAUGGCAAUUUUUCAGGUAUAUACUGUUCUAUUGUUAUGUUAUGUGUGAGAUGACUUGCAGACCUGAGGUGGUCCACGCUGCACAGAUAUUGCCAAUAGACAUACUGAGGGGCACUUCAACUCUCCACUUACUGCAGCUGUUUGAAACAGACAUUUUAUUGCCAAAGCCUGAUAGCCAAAGAACACUAUUUUGCUGCCCAAGAAUAAGGAAGUUAAGGAGUGUUACCUUGGCCAAAUCAUCAGGGUGACCUUUUUUUUUCAUUUUAUGCACUGCUCUUUUAACAGCUGGUGUGAUCAUAGCUUCUAUUAAUACGGAAAGUCACUGAGCUUCUUGGCAAAUCUGGUUUACUGUUCAUUCUAGGACAGGUAGACGGGGGUAGACCUGAGGUAAGAAAAUGACCGUCAUGGUUUGCAAAAUUCCCUUUCCAAUAACAGUUAGGAGACAAUAACUGUACCACCGGAUUAUUGCUUUGGGCAGCAAAAUUGACAGGGUUGUAGUGGCUGUUUCAUGUUUUUUUCUAAAUCAUAGACAGAAAAUCUAAACUGUAAAUCUUAGGUCACCUGUAGUGUGUCAUCCUAUACUGCCAUACGUAUAUUGUUGAUAUUGCUUUUGCAGUAUCACAGAAAAUAACACCAAAUAAAUAAAGCGUUGGUCUCUCCAUCAUGAGUUUUCAAGCUAUUUUACAAUGGGUGUAUACUACUGGCUAUUGUACAUCACAGCAGGGUUGAAACGUAGUCAACAUUACUGUAAAUGUAUUUAUUUAUUUAUUUUUGUGUUAAUUUAUUUUGUUUGCUUGUUAGCCAUGCUUCAUUGUAUGAUCAAGAACAGGGUAUAGAUAAAAUGUUGAUCUCAUCUAUGUAACACUGCUGAAACACUUCACUGUUUGUGUGAAACAUGUUCCUUUUUAUCCACAAAAGGUAUAUUGAUCUCACUGUAGGUACAGACAGAUUUGGCUGUCAUCCCAUCUCUGACUGAGUACAGGACAGUGAAUGCCCUUAUAUACUUGCUCACAUGUGCAAAUCGAAUUAAAUAAAGAGGUGACCAUUUUCAUUGUAGUGAUUCUGCUUUAGUUUACAUCCGAGAGGCAUAAUCAAACAGGUGGAACAAAGGUUAUAGAUGGUUCUGUGAUGAUCAUAGACCAAGUGUGUGCAUAGUAUAUGGACUUUGAUGUAUCCCAGAUAAUCUGUCCUCUUGGAGGCAUAAGGCUAAAGUUACUUUACUUUUAAUAUUUUUUAUUUACAAAGUUGAGUUAAAUUCGUCUGAAGACUCCUGACUGUGGAUACAUAUGUUUCUGCUACAAAGGUGUAUUUAAAUUCUCUUUAAAAGUUGAAAUCAGUGUUCAAAGAGGGAUCACCGUUUCAGGAAUUUGCAAGGCAUUUAGUCUGACUACUUGUGUAAUAGAUGUGGCUUUGUUAACACUACCUAACUUCUUUCUGACAUACACACAACAAAGCCCCUCUUUCACGUUAUCUUUAUUUCUUGCAUUUCCCCUAUAAAAAAAACGUCUGCUUGCCCAGUAUCACACAAACUCAAAGAAAUCUCUGCUCCUAUUUUCAUUCACAUCUUUCGCAACCUUCACACAGAACCACGUGCUGAGUAAAGCUGGGUGCAGACUCACAUUUGUAUGGGCAGGUACAACGGCUUAGCAAAAUAAGCUUGAACCAAAAAAGAGGGAAAUAAACACAAAGACGUAAGUUCUGCCUUUGCUCAUGUUGUCAAUGCUGGACCAAAGCUCAAUAGUUAUAUGCACAUUGUACAGAGAAAUGGCUUAACGUGUUGCUGACAAUCUUGAAUUAUGAAACUGUUGAAAAAGAUGUUUGAAAAGUAUAUCAUGGAAACGUUACCUCAGCACUGUCCCAGUACAUAGCCAGAUAUGCUGUGGGAACACCCCUUUUAGGAUGAACUAGAAAAGAAGAAAACAAACAAGCUAAACUCCUGUAUAUGUUUGUAAGUAGUCUUCACGUGUCAUUGGGAUUUUUUUUUUCUGUUGAGAACAUCUUUGCCACCCUUGUUUUCCCUCUGAAAAUGUUGCCAGGGUCACAUGUUCAAGAUUUUUUUUUGUUUUUUUGUUUAUUAUUGUUUUCUUUUCUUUUUGCUUCUGUAUGUAAAUCACACAGGUUUGUCAAUUAGGAUUGCCCGUUACUUUUGGGAACCACAAUAGCUUUGCGGCUAUUAUUAAAGAAAAAUGGUUGAAGAAAAUGAAAAAGAAAAAAAUGAAAAAAAAACCUUUUCUUUUUGUUCUAAAGAAAUUCUCACAGAUUCACACAUGAACCAGUCAGAAAAAAUAAACAUUGUUAUUACUCAAGACCUCGAAACCAAAGCUGAUAAACCUGUGAAGGUUGCUUUAAAUUUUAUAGACUGAAAACUGUAUGUAAUCUAUAGAGCAAUAUCUGUUUGGUCAGUUAAGCUGCACUUUGUGUAUUUCUAAACAGCUUCAAGUCUGUCACGUUUAUUUGUACCAUAAUUAAUAAUAAACAGUUGUUUGACAUGAAA
Molecule: messenger RNA, 7584 nt
Organism: Clupea harengus (Atlantic herring)
Lineage: Eukaryota; Metazoa; Chordata; Actinopteri; Clupeiformes; Clupeidae
Gene: pou6f2
Product: POU class 6 homeobox 2
Exons: 10
Coding region: 2018-4405 (795 amino acids)
Biological process (GO): regulation of transcription by RNA polymerase II
Molecular function (GO): DNA-binding transcription factor activity, RNA polymerase II-specific; RNA polymerase II cis-regulatory region sequence-specific DNA binding
Source: RefSeq, a predicted model, not a curated record